CCCUGUGAAGUGUAAACAUACACAGAAAUGGGCAAAAAGACCAAGAUAACCGAACCGGAAAUCAACUCCGACGACGCCAUUCUUAACGGCGACUCCCACAACAAACCCAAGAAGAAGAAGAAGAAGCUCAAGAACAAGAAACCCAGAGACGAAACAGCCCCCGCCGUGAUUCCCACCGUCACCGUCGCCAUCGCCGGCUCCAUCAUCCACAACGCUCAGUCCAUCGAACUCGCCACUCGUCUCGCCGGCCAGAUUGCUCGCGCCGUCACGAUUUUCCGAGUUGAUGAGGUGGUGGUGUUUGAUAGUAACGGCGAGACUGGCCCGCCGGAAGCUAAUGAGUCUAAUGAGAAUGAGAGCGGGGCGGCUUUUCUUAUACGAAUCCUGAGGUACCUUGAGACGCCGCAGUAUCUGCGAAAAGCUCUGUUUCGAAUGCAUAAUAGCUUGAGAUUUGUGGGUUUGUUGCCUCCGCUUGAUGCGCCGCAUCAUCUGCGUAGGCACGAAUGGGGUGCAUUUCGGGAAGGUGUCACGCUGAAGGAAAGAUCUCCAGAUGGUGUUGGGACGCUAGUUGAUGUGGGCUUGAGCAAGAAUGUCGUUGUUGAUCAAGUACUUGAUCCUGGAACAAGAGUCACUGUGGCUAUGGGAGACAGUUGGAAUUUGGAUGCUGAUAUAUCACGGCAAGUUAUAUCAUCAUCCAAGCCAAGGGAAGAAGGAGGGAUGUAUUGGGGGUACAAAGUGCGCUAUGCUUCCAAUAUCACUUCAGUAAUGACUGAAUGUCCAUACGAGGGUGGCUAUGAUCAUUUGAUCGGAACCUCAGAGCAUGGUCAGAUUAUCAGUUCUUCUGAUCUCAUUAUACCUACGUUCAGGCAUCUAUUGAUUGCUUUUGGUGGACUUGCUGGGUUGGAAGAGAGCAUUGAAGAGGAUCAUAACUUAAAGGCAAAGAAUGUCCGGGAGGUGUUUGAUAUAUAUUUAAACACAUGUCCACAUCAGGGGAGUCGAACAAUACGAACAGAGGAAGCUAUCUUAAUCUCACUUCAGUAUUUCCAAGAACCAAUCAACAGAGCACUGCAGAGAAGUUAGUCCACAAUUAGAAUCAAGAUCUUAGUCCUUUUGCUGCAAAUAGUGUCAGGAUAGCAAGGUUUGUGACAGAAGAUCAGCACCUUUUGGUCAUCAUUUUUCUGUUUCCAGCUGGUUCAUCUCGAAGUUAUGUGUUUUAGCUAACCUGCAAGGAUGAGACUCAUUUGCAAGCCUUUUCUUCUUGGAAGAUAAACAUAUAGUCAAAUACUUGUGCUAACCCAUGUUUAUAUCGAUUAAUCAUGUAUUAAUUCGAGGUGUUGGGUUGGUUCACUUGGUUGAGCUGAGUAGUGAUUCUAAUUUUUAUAAUUUUUUUGGUCUGGGCUUAUUGUUUAAUUGUUGUAAACUUGUACAAUACUCUUAUAUUUGGAAUCGAAGUGAUCAGACAUUUUCGACA
Messenger RNA from Argentina anserina (silverweed cinquefoil), 1468 nucleotides. RefSeq lists its product as uncharacterized. The record is from RefSeq and is a predicted model, not a curated record. The coding region runs from base 28 to 1077 and encodes 349 amino acids. The transcript has 11 exons. Lineage: Eukaryota; Viridiplantae; Streptophyta; Magnoliopsida; Rosales; Rosaceae.